AAUGUGUCAGCCGGGUUCCGAAAUUCUAAAAGUGUAAAAGUGGUGUACACAUUUUCUUCCUCAUAUCUCCCCCUUGGAUGAUUUCUCUUCUUUUUUUUUCUUCUUUUUGUUCCACACAGAAGCAAAGACCCUAACCCCUUUUGCUGUGCUCUCGUGGGCCACAGACGACAUUCCUUGUUGAAAAUUAAUUUGAUGGCUUCCCCUUAAAAUUUUGACAGUUUGUCGUGGCAGAAUAAAAAUCAAUAUAAAAUUGCACAUAUUGCACAACUUUGAGGGGAAAUUGUAUCUGCAUUUGCUGUCCAACGAGAUAUUUCCUUGUCACCCUGUACCCUCUUGCAUUUUCCCUUUUUUUCCCUCGUAUUUUGCGUUUGCGCAUUUGAUUGACAUGCAGGUGGCGCUGCUAUCCUUUUUGUCAAACAACAAAAAAGAGAAAAGGAAGAAGACUAAAAAAAAAAGAACAAAAAAAAAAGGGAAAACGAGAAUAAGAAACUAUCUCAGAGCAAAAGCAAUUUUCUUAUUUUACAUUCUGCAUCUCAGUGAAGAGUAUUUUGUUCUUUCUAUUUGACUUUUUUCGUUUUUCUCUCUGGAUUUUUGUUUUUUGGCUUGUGUGUGCAUUUUGGCAGUGAAGAGGGACGACUUUUUGUUGCUCUCUCUCUCUCUCUCUGUGGACGAAUUUGCCUACAUUUCGGCAAUUAUCUCUCGUGAAGUGAAAAAAAGGGCGCCAAAUGAGGGCCCCUUGAAGUGCUCUAUCGCCCAGAAAUUGUUCGUGAUUCGAGGUUUUUCUUUGAGUUUUUUGUUUCGUUUUUUUUUGUGUGUGUGUCCUGACAUUCUGGAUUUACUGCAGAUGGGCUGGAAUGAGAGGUAGCGCUUCCAGAGGGCGUUCCCUGCGGCCCAGCAAUGUGGCCCCCAAUUAAUGCACUAUGAAGAAGCAAAAUGUUCGCACGAUUUCGCUUAUCGUGUGCACUUUCACCUACUUGCUGGUUGGUGCCGCUGUCUUUGAUGCCCUAGAAUCAGAAACGGAAAAGAAACGCUGGGACGCACUUCAGGCGGUCGAACGAAUGGUUAUCCGUCGAUACAAUAUCACAGAGGAGGAUUUUAAGGUGAUGGAAACAGUUGUACUGAAGUCUGAACCCCACAAAGCUGGUCAACAAUGGAAAUUCACAGGAGCCUUUUACUAUGCCACAACGGUCCUUACCACAAUUGGCUAUGGUCACAGUACACCAACAACAAUUGGCGGAAAAUUAUUUACAAUGUGCUAUGCAAUUGUUGGUAUACCAUUGGGUUUGGUAAUGUUCCAGAGCAUUGGUGAACGUGUUAAUAGGCUGAGUAGUUUUGUCAUACGCACCGUUAAGACAUCACUUCACUGCCAGCAUACAGCAGCAUCGGAAGUUGAUUUAAUUUGCGUUGUGACCACCCUCAGUUCACUCACAAUUGCCGGUGGAGCAGCGGCAUUUUCAAAAUUUGAGGGAUGGAGCUAUUUUGACUCAGUAUACUACUGCUUCAUCACACUCACAACUAUUGGAUUUGGUGACAUGGUGGCCCUACAGAAGGACAAUGCGCUCAAUCGUAAGCCAGAAUAUGUAAUGUUUGCCCUGAUCUUCAUCCUUUUCGGUCUGGCCAUUGUGGCUGCAUCGCUCAAUUUGCUGGUACUGCGAUUUGUCACCAUGAAUACAGAAGAUGAACGUCGGGAUGAGGCACAGGCCAUGCAGGCUCUCCAGGUGGCCGUUCGCCUGGAGGGUGAUGUCAUAACGGCCAAUGGAUCCAUCCUCAGUGGACAUUUAGGACACGAUGUAGCUUCAGCUGAAGUUGAUACAGCAUCUGUCUGCAGUUGUCACUGUGCCUGCUUCCGGGCGACACGUCACAAAAGAUAUGAGCAUCGAUUCAAGGUACGUCGAUCACCAAGUCGCAUCAGGCAUCUCCUGCAACCAACGGUGCUUCCACUGAAGGAAUUUGUCUGUGACCAACCAUCAACAUUCACACUCUACCAGAACCAAACUUCCACAACACUCCUCCAACCGCCCUUCCAAGGCAAUGAACUGCCACCAGUCUACCAGCCACAUCAACGCGCCAGCGUCUGAGCCAAAAAAAAAAAUAAAAUAAAAUAAAAAAUAAAUUUUAAAAUUAAUUUAACAAAUUUAAAAAAAAAUCCCUAUCGCCAACGGAUAGCAUCUUAAAAUUAAAUAAAUAAUUCGAAAAUAA
Molecule: messenger RNA, 2199 nt
Organism: Phlebotomus papatasi
Lineage: Eukaryota; Metazoa; Arthropoda; Insecta; Diptera; Psychodidae
Gene: Task6
Product: two pore potassium channel protein sup-9
Exons: 4
Coding region: 921-2078 (385 amino acids)
Biological process (GO): stabilization of membrane potential; potassium ion transmembrane transport
Cellular component (GO): membrane
Molecular function (GO): potassium ion leak channel activity
Source: RefSeq, a predicted model, not a curated record